CGAAGAAUGUUUUAAGUUUUUUUGACGACUCACGACUCGUUGAGGUGAUCUACCAAAAGGACUAAACAACAAAACAUAUUCUUUAUCCCAACAAAAAAGUCAAUCAUCAUGAAGUUCUCAAUCUCAACACUGAAGCAGGUACAACCAAUCUUGAGCUUCAAGAACAAGCUAUCUAAGGUCAACGUCAACUCUUUUCUCCAUCCCAAAGAAAAAGUCGUCUUCGUGAUGGGAGCUACGGGAUCGGGGAAGUCUCGUCUUGCCAUCGACCUAGCAACUCGUUUUCAAGGAGAGAUCAUAAACUCCGACAAGAUCCAACUCUACAAGGGCCUCGACGUCCUAACAAACAAAGUCACCCCUAAAGAAUGUCGAGGCGUGCCUCACCACUUGCUUGGAGUAUUCGACUCCGAAGCCGGAAACAUAACAGCCACCGAGUAUAGCCGCCUUGCAUCACAAGAAAUUUCAAAACUAUCAGCAAACAACAAGCUUCCCAUAGUAGCCGGUGGAUCAAAUUCUUACAUCGAAGCACUCGCGAAUCAUUCCUCGGGGUUUUUGUUAAACAACUACGACUGCUGUUUCAUUUGGGUUGAUGUUUCCUUACCCGUACUAAACUCCUUUGUCUCAAAACGUGUCGACCGCAUGAUGGAAGCAGGAUUACUCGAAGAAGUAAGAGAAGUGUUCAAUCCGAAAGCGAAUUACUCCGUAGGAAUAAGACGAGCAAUAGGAGUCCCCGAGCUCCACGAAUAUUUACGUAACGAAUCUCUAGUGGACCGUGCCACACAAAGUAAAAUGCUUGAAGUAGCGGUUAAAAAUAUUAAAAAGAACACAGAGAUAUUAGCUUGUCGACAGUUAAAAAAGAUUCAACGGCUUCACAAGAAGUGGAAGUUGUCUAUGCACCGUGUGGAUGCGACUGAGGUGUUCUUGAAACGCAACGUAGAAGAACAAGACGAGGCUUGGGAGAAUCUUGUAGCUAGACCAAGCGAGAGAAUCGUCGAUAAGUUUUAUAAUAAUAAUAACCAAGUGAAAAAUGAUGAUGUUGAGCACUGUUUGGCGGCGUCUUACGGUGGAGGAAGUAGUGGAAGUAGAGCCCACAAUAUGAUAUGAAAAGUUUUGUCAUUGAUCAUGUGAAGCUUUUUGGAGUGUGAAAACGAUGAGUCUCUAAGAUUUCGUAUGUGUGGUGGUGAUUCCCCAGAGGCUUUAUUUCAACGUACAGGUGUGACAUUACCCC
Messenger RNA from Arabidopsis arenosa, 1225 nucleotides. Lineage: Eukaryota; Viridiplantae; Streptophyta; Magnoliopsida; Brassicales; Brassicaceae. The record is from the annotation of a GenBank genome assembly.